Molecule: messenger RNA, 1317 nt
Organism: Aphis gossypii (cotton aphid)
Lineage: Eukaryota; Metazoa; Arthropoda; Insecta; Hemiptera; Aphididae
Exons: 4
Coding region: 15-1265 (416 amino acids)
Biological process (GO): sensory perception of taste
Cellular component (GO): neuronal cell body; membrane; axon
Source: RefSeq, a predicted model, not a curated record
ACGGCGACGUCUUCAUGAAAGGCCGGGCGGCGCGCUCGUCCUUCUGGAAACGGCUGGCGGCCGCGGUCGCGGUGGCCGCGCUGUUGACGACGUGCGCGUUCAACUUCGCGACGGCGCCGCUCGUCCUGUGCCUGAUGGACGGCGGGUGCGAAGACGUGUCGGUCACCUCUCUGCGGGGCAUGUACGCCAGGACGAUAGCCGGCGCGUGUUUCGCGUCCGCGGCCGCGUUGCUGUGCAAGUGCGGCGCCACGGUGCCCGUCUACGUGCAGACGGUGGACGCGCACGACGUGUACGCGCCGACCACGGUGGCCGAGCGCCGGCACCGGGCGCUGUUCUGCGGCCUGUACGUCGGGCUGUGCAUGUCCGUCACGCUGCCCGUGAACGCGCUCAGGCUGUCGCUGCUGGUCGCCAACCGGUCCGAACCCAUCGUGCUGGUGUUCUUCGUGUUCAUGUACCUGGAGAACGUGGCCAUGUGCCUGGGCGAGACGUGUUUCGUGACCCUGUGCCGGACGCUGGGCGACAAGUUUCUGGAGAUCAACCGCGACCUGCAGCGGCUCGGCGAGGAGAUGGUCGGCGGCACCCGCGACGACGCGGCCGAAAGGUCGACGACGGCCGCGCUGCUGGCGACCACCGUCCGCACCACGGCCGCCGCCGGUGGUCGAGGGGUCACGUACGGCGGCGAUUUUUACGGAGGCCCGGGCAGACAGUCCAUGGUGGCCAACGCCGUGGAGGUGAUGCGGAUCCGGCACCAGCUGAUCCGCGACGCCACGGCCGUGCUGGUCGACCUGUACGGGCUCCCGGUGGGCCUGUCGCUGUUCACGUUGGGCGUGAUGACGCUGUUCGACAUCUAUUACCAGGUGUCCAACGUCAUGGGAGCCGACUCGAGGAUGAUGAUAUUCAUCUACAUGUGGCUGCUGCAGUACACCAUCAGGUUUUCCGCCAUCGUAGUGACGGCGCACAACACGGUCAAACAGGCACUCGAAUCAAAAAUAUUUAUAACGGAUCUAAACAAUCGUUAUUUAGAUAAUAAUACUAAAGAAGAGUUACAAAUAUUCUUUAAUCAAGUUGCCAAUUGUUCGAUUGAAAUUACUGCUUACGAUUUCAUUACUUUAAAUAAUCAUCUAAUAACUUCUGCGAUUAUAGCUGGAACAACAUACCUCGUAAUAUUAUUACAAUAUGAUUCACAAAUUGUAUUAAACGCAUUCACUACGACUACGACUACGACUACGACUACGACUACGACUACAUUUACAACUACAAUGUAAAGAUGUUCUAAACAGCAUUUAAUUAAUACUCGUAUAGUUUGUUUUAGUACAU